UGUGUAAGCAACCGUAUGUGUGUGAUGGUUCAUAUGUAUGUGUAUGUCUGUAUGUGUGCGUGUGUGGCAUGUGUAUAUGUGUAUGUGUGCGUCGACGUUGGGUUUAUAAAAGAUAUAUAAUAGGACGAAUGAAAAUGGCUGCGAUUUAGGUGUAAAUAGUCUGGAUUGCAAUUGUGCUGUUCAUAGUUGUUUUCGUCACAUAUACAAAGAAAUGAGUAUGAAAAUUAGAAUCAGCAAUGAAAAACGACAACACUUAUAAAAGGGGGAGAAGAGUAAAGUGAUUGACGUAGUGAGACGUAAGCAAAAAAGAAAGGGUGAGACAGUCAGAGGUAAAGAAAAAACAGUGCAAGAGAUAUGCAAAAGUUUAGAGAGUGUAAGAAAGGUGUAUCUCAGAAAACAGUGUUUAUAUUUGGCAUACGAUUAUAUAAACACUUAAUUUGCUAACAAGGCAGAGUAACGAUGGAUGUGCUCGGUUUGACAGAUUAUGCCACUACUUUGGCACUCAUCGCUGUGCUUAUUUUAACUUUCUAUCUGUUUGGAAGAAGAAACUUUUCAUAUUUCAAAAGACUCGGUCUCUCUGGUCCCGAACCUAUUUCUCAUUUAGGAAACUUGAUGGAGAUAACGAAACUGGGUUUUACUAAAGUAUUCAAAUACUGGAGGGAAAUCUAUGGUGACGUAUAUGGUAUGUACUUUGGAGUAGUUCCAAAUUGUGUUGUAAGUGAUCCAGAAUUUAUCCAAGAAGUUUUAGUCAAAAGAUUUUCAAACUUUGUCAAUCGAACACGAUUUGAAGGAGAUGAAAUCCAUAAUUUUGCACUUACAUCAGCCAAAAAUGAUCAUUGGAAAUAUCUACGCACUGUACUGAAUCCUUCUUUUACUUCACAUAAGAUGAGGGAAAUGAACGCAAUGAUUCAGACAUGUGCUGAUAAUUUGGUGGAAAAUAUUGAUAAGUUGGCAGAGAAUGGAGAAGUGACCGACGUUAAAAAGUUGUUCUCAGCUUAUGCCAUAGAUGUCAUAGCAGCAACUGGAUUCGGAAUAAUGGUGAACUCACAGAAAGACUCCGAUAAUCUAUUGGUUAAAAAGGCUAAAGACAUAUUGACAUUUAGUUUGUUUCAGCCUAUAAUCCUUUUAGCAUACCAAAUGCACAAAAACCUUUUAAAUCUUAUGAUAAAGGCUCAGCUGAAGGGUCAUGAGACGUUGCCCCCAGAGGUAGAAAAGGAACUUCACUUAGAAAAUGAUCUUGCUACUUACGACAGUGUUCAGAAAUUACCUUACCUCAACAUGUGCAUGGAUGAGACACUGAGAUUGUAUCCCGUUGUACUUUCGUUCGAUCGUAAGUGCAAUAAGGCAUGUAUGAUAAAAGGUGUGAAGAUUCCUGAAAAUCUGACUGUCAGAAUCGCUGUGGAUGUUCUACAUUACAAUUCAAAAUACUGGCCAGAACCGGAAAAAUUCAUUCCAGAAAGAUUUAGCGAAGAAGCGAAGUCUAAACAAGUGCCGUUCACCUACUUACCAUUUGGUGCAGGACCAAGAAUGUGUCUUGGAAUGAGACUGGCCAAGCUGGAGUUCAAGAUAGCAGCUGUUGAAAUGAUUCGAAAUUUCAAAAUUCUUCGAACUGAAAAAACCGAAGACCCUCUUGUAUUAGGCAACAAUUUCUUACUGGCAACUGUCAAAAAUGGCGUCUGGGUGAAGUUUGAACGACGACUAAAUAAGUAAUUUGAAGUACUGCACCUUUUGUAAAUUUAUAUACGAUUUAAUCUUUAAUUGGAAAAGUAAUCUAAUAAAACAAAAUUAGCGCGUCAUUAUAAAAUUCGAAAAUAUAACGAUAAUUUUUUUAAUAAUGUUUCCUUUUCAUCUAACAAUGAUUUUUUGUUGGUAUAUAUUCUAUUGAAUAUUAAAAGCAAAUCUACUACAGUUGACAUUACAAAUGUGAAUAAACUUCUAUUUUAGUAGUAAUUCUUAAUGCUUUUGUUUCAUGCGUUUUACUAUUUUCAUUUUGUCUUUCUUAUAUUUACUACUUCACACAUUGUUAUUUCUCAUCCUCUCUUUCACACACACAUGCGCGCGCGCGCACACAAUACUUACACACACAUAAUCAUCAUCUUUCUACAAACUAUGCGCUUAAGCGCACAAUUUGGUACCAUAUCCUCAUAUUGUUAUUACCAUUCAAUACCUUUUACCAAAUGUGCUUCCAUUAAUAUUCUUUCUUACAAGAUAAAACCGGCUAUGUGAUUUAUAGGGUUACAACACAGGAGCCCAAUAUCUAUUUUUCUUUGAAAUGAAAUAAAAUUUAUCUCAUAUCUGAUUUUCUCAUUGCGCAUGAGAUUUCAUUAAG
Molecule: messenger RNA, 2329 nt
Organism: Octopus bimaculoides (California two-spot octopus)
Lineage: Eukaryota; Metazoa; Mollusca; Cephalopoda; Octopoda; Octopodidae
Product: cytochrome P450 3A21
Molecular function (GO): steroid hydroxylase activity; oxidoreductase activity, acting on paired donors, with incorporation or reduction of molecular oxygen; iron ion binding
Source: RefSeq, a predicted model, not a curated record